GGAAUUUAUUCAAGGUUUGAGCUACAAGUGGUAACAUUGGUCACCGGCUUGUGUGUGAUUGUUAAGAUUUUUGUUGUAUCGCGAGUUAUAACAUAGUCCAAUCACCCUUCAGAUAAAGAAAUUCAGCAUUCUACUACAAAAACAUGAAGCUCAAUAGCUUUGUCACAGGCUUGUAAAGACCAAUUAGACUAUAGUCCAAUUAUAAUUAGUCUAUGCAAUAUUUAAUUGAUAUUUCAGUACGGUUCCGGGUAUUUGGUACCCAUCAUUCACAAAUAAGAGUGACGAAUAUCUAAAGACUCGAGAAUUCCUACUGUCAUCUUAAGACUAGUAAUCGACCUAUAUAGGUCGUGUGUGGUAUGUUAACAUACCAUUUUUUACAGGCUUUUACUCAGGGCCUCUUCAUUGAUUUUAUUGUUGUUCGAUGAUCACAGAGAAUUCCCAAACUAAGGUUUCCAUAUGCCUUUUAUUCUUAAGUUUUAAAGUUACCGCACAGUCCUUUGUAAAGAUCUUUAAUAAACGGUCAGCAAAUAUGACGUCGAAGAUGAACUCCGUUCUUGAGGUGCUUCUCAAUCUCCUUACUUAUCACUAGGGAGAUUCAAGCUAAUUAGUGGGCUCUACCGGCCGGUACGAACUGUGUUAUUCCAGUGUUAGUAAACUAAGUAGUUCUACGUGUCUAGGAAACUUGUCUCAGUAAACUAAAAACUAGUAUCAGUUUGUUUCGAGAGAUAUUACAUGGACAUAAGAGAAUGUUAGUGCAUGAAAUGCCUAGGAGUUAUAGACAAUAACAGUUUUUCAUAUUUAUCUAAUUUUCUGGUAGAUGAGAGUACUUAUUUCUGCAAAUCCGAGAACAACUUGGGUCCCCACUUGAUAAUCCCAUGAUAGAUGUAAACAAAAUAAGUUCGACCCACAUUAAAGUUUAAAUUGCGGACUAUAUUAGUUUUUAGUUCACUUUAGAAGGAAAAGUGUUCUUCAUCAUAAAUUUCUGUAACAUUUAAGAGAAGGCUAUUUAAUAGGCAUUUCGAAGCAGUUGACGAAAAAAGGUCUGCCCUCUCAAUUCUCUUAUCCUCCUUUCUAAUUUUCCAUUCAAAUAAAGUUCCGGUGUACAAAGUCAUUCAUGUACUAGGUCCUAUGUUGUUUAUUCAGGUUUCAUGACGAUAUUGUCGAAUCAGUCCAGUGACCCUGUAAUUUCUUUAUCUAUGCUACAUAAAAACCCACGAAAUCAUUUAAGUCUUCCAUAAUUUAUUUUCCCUUAAUUAUGUUGUUAUCGUUCGUUCUUAAGUCAUUAUCCUUUAGCUCAUUUUUAGUACUGCCAAGUCUAAUAAAUGUUCUUCACAUGUGAUGAAACACGAACAUACAAAUUUAUCCUGUUUGCCAGGUUUGCCAGCUUUCUCAUGACUUAGUGCCAACAAGUUAUAAAAAGCCUCAUGUACACAUCUUGAAAAGAUCACUAGAUUCAUCUGUAGGCGUUUGAUAUACGGAAAUACUUCCAGUGAUCAUCCAGUCAAGGAAUGUAGUCUGACAUGUGUGCAUCGGUUCAUGCUGCUGCACUAUUAGCACAUCAAAGUUGUGCUGUGGUAGUAACAUUAUUAGUGCAAAUAGGAGAGAUUAUACAGCAAUGUGUUUGUAGUGAUGUUUUUAUAUUAUUCAAGUGUCUUACUUAAAGCAUGUAGAAAUGGUUUUCUAAUAAAUAAAGCCCUUUUUGCAUACGGUGGUAUCUGUUAUAAGGUCAAUUAAUCUUUUUUCACCAUAUAUUGGAUUAUUUUAGCAUCUAUCGUAAUUUAUAGGAACCAUACGGUUCCACUUCAGACCAAAGUUCUAAAUAACCGUAUAUUAUUCGAAAUACAAAAGAGCUAUCAUAUAAAUGGGUAAGCAUUCUUUCAAACACAAUCCUUAUGAUUUCAGGUGGUAUAUUUAGUCUGUUUUCCCGACUGUUUGGAAGUAAAGAACGGAGAAUCCUCAUCUUAGGCUUAGAUGGAGCCGGGAAAACGACAAUUCUCUAUAGGUUACAGGUUGGUGAAGUGGUAACAACCAUCCCUACUAUUGGAUUCAAUGUAGAAACAGUUGUUCACAAAAAUCUUAAAUUUCAAGUAUGGGAUUUAGGCGGUCAAACUAGUAUUCGACCAUAUUGGCGUUGUUAUUAUGCGAAUACUGAUGCUAUUAUUUAUGUAGUGGAUAGUAUGGAUAAAGAUCGAGUUGGAAUUUCUAAACAAGAAUUAUUUUCUAUGCUUGAGGAGGAAGAGCUUCGUGGUGCUGUACUGGUAAUAUUGGCAAAUAAACAAGAUAUAUCUGGUUGUAUGACUAUCAGUGAAGUAGCACAAUCACUUGGCUUAGCUGCAAUUAAAAAUCGACGUUAUCAAUUAUUUAAAACAUCUGCAUUAAAAGGUGAAGGAUUGGAAGAAGCCAUGGAUUGGUAAGUUUAUUCAAUCUAUUAUAAAAUGAAUGAUUAACUUUACUUUAAGUCUGUAUUCCUUAUAGUUGAAUGGAGUGGUUAAGGUGUUUGACUUUCAAUCAUUAAGCCAUAUAUUUAAAUCACGCGCUUCAUGUACUUAUAUUUCAAGAAUUAGUUGGUAUCACCAGCCUUCGUACUUACAGCGUGACUCAAAGCGAAUUAAAUGUAUUUGUACAUGGUAAAUGAGUAAACGGGAGAUGUAUACAAUAAGAUGCUAGUUGGCUGACGGUGAUGAACUGGAUGGCUCACCUACUUAAAUUGGGUUUCGCGCUAGUUGUCACUUGUCAAGGGCGAGUUAUAUUUAUAAUAUUAUCGAAACUAAUGCUCCUCGUUAAAUUCAAACUUGGGCCAUUCAUUUUUCAAGUUAGAGAUGUUACCAAUGAACUCUUUGAGUUUCGUUACCCUUCUGCAUGUGAUAGUGAAUGAGACUACGUCCAUGUUUCAGGGUUUGAGUACACUUGAUGGUACUAUGGAAACAAUUAAGUCAACCAACUAAGUCCGUCAAAUUGAUACCGUUGACUGGUUUAGUUUUUUCCUAAACUUUCCUACUUUAAAACUUAAUUCUCUUUCAUUGUGCACUGGAUUAUUAACUUUAUGUAACCGCUAAUGUUUAUUGGUCGGAAGUUAUGAUAACUAUUACAUUUGUUAACAUAAUACAAUAUGUCUUUUAUUGGUUCACAUUCACAUUUGUUUAGAUGAUAUGUACUUUACCGUAAAUCGGCUGAUAAUCAAACUUAUUCGUUUGUAUUAAGGUUUCAGAUUUCAUAAGAUCCUUUUGUACAUAAUAAUAUUAUUUAUUGAGUUGAUAGUUUGUAAACAGAAAAGUCCACAUUGAUUUCAAGGCGUGAAUGUUUACCAAACUAUGGAGACUUCACAGAGUUGCAGUAGCGGUUUGACGAUUUAAACAAUCGGCCCUCAACUAACAGGUCGGAUUUUCGAACUUCAAUCUGCCUGCUUCAGCUUGAAUGAUCAAGUAUCACCACUAUGCCUCUAAUACAAACAAUGCAAAUCAGUUGUAUCGUGCUUGAUGACUGCGAUACAUUGUUACUUCUGAGAGUUUUGAACAGUCUGUAGGGUACUUAACCCUUACAUAAUUAGAUAGGUGACGAAAAUAAAUAUCUUCAUGAGUUGAUAUCACAUCACCAUUUGUUUAUUCUUAGCGUUUUAGUCAGUCAGCCACAACGUAGCACCUGGUACGUAUGUACAUCGGUUCAAGUUGCCAUAUCCCAUUUGCAGAUAUGUCAAACCGAAUCCCAAAAAAUUAGAGAUGGUAUCAAUAUCAAUCGUAAUAAGAAUUGGGCAUCGUAGAUAAGAUCCGAGGGAGAAUAUAAAUUAGUGAAACAAAAACGAAAAAAAGUCAUGAGAAAUAUAGAAUCUCAGAAUUAGGGAAAAGAUAAAGAAUGGAUGCAUGUGCCCCAUUUCAAACUAUUUUAAGCUAUGCCAUUCCCAACUAAAUUACACAUUAAUCACUCUUGUAAGCUGAAAUAUGGAAAACUGGUGACUCAAAAUAUUUGACGUGUUCUGAUCAACUUUUGUCGAUACUAAGUAAACAACGAAAUAGACUCACUCGUCAUAUUUUAAUAGAAAAUAUCCUGUGAUAUCCUAGUUCAUGGAAUUAGAAGUUAUUUACCUCACAAUAUUAUUGCUAAUUACAUAAUAUCUAUUUGAAUAAACGUCAUAUUUUAUUUAUGCAGGUUAUCGAACACUCUGUGUACACAGAAAUGAUUUUCGCUACCAAAGUUCCUUCUUAUUACACAAAUGAAAUAGCUUGUGGAUUGGGGAGUUCCUCGUUUUUGAUUUUACUUUUUACCGGCCAUUUCUUUGUAAAUGCCCUCCUUUUCAUUUGCUGAGUUUGACGAAAUGUCUCGUCUCUUAACUUUUAUACUUACAAUCAUUUGAACUAAUCAAUGUCUUCCUUUGUUUCCACUAAAAUGUACAAUUUGACUUGCCUGUGAUACACCUAUUUUCAACCAUAAUACAUUAUCGUUGGUAGAUAUGACCCAUUAUAAACUACAUAGAAGUUACUUAUCUAUUACUCGUGGAACAUUUGCCACGCUGAAGAUAUACUGAUGGUCUUCCUGAUCGUAGGUAUCUUGGUUUCUUAGUACUAACCUAGAGGUUAGAUUGAUUUUUUUCAGAUUACAACUUGCAUCUAGUAUGAAAUAGAGUCCCAA
Messenger RNA from Schistosoma bovis, 4623 nucleotides. NCBI's taxonomy places the organism in Eukaryota, Metazoa, Platyhelminthes, Trematoda, Strigeidida, Schistosomatidae. The record is from the annotation of a GenBank genome assembly.